AUGGCCAACUACGUAGCAAUCUUGGAGGACGAGAUUGCCAACAUUAACCACCUCCUAGCGUCGAUUCCGUUCUCGCCCAAUGCUGAACCCACCCAUGAGUACUUCUUGAACGUUUACCGGUUGAGCAGACGGUCAUUGGUGCAACUUAAUGAACAGCCUGAGAAGUUUCCCAUCGACUCCAACCGGUUGUUGAAGCUCGGAAUCUCGCUCGGCAACCUCAUCAAGACGUUGCAGCUCGACGAGGAGCUCCAUCGCCAGCAGCACCAGCAGCAAAAGACAUUUUUGUCCAAUUUGAACGGGGCCAAGGGCUCGUCCCCAGCCGCUAAACUCGUGGGCGCUGGAAGUUCAGAGUACAACCCGUUCACCGAGCCACUGCCACCCACACAGAUCCCCAAGCACAUCAUCAAUACCACCCCACAGUCGCAGCCGGUGUACCAAAUCAAAUUCAUCAAAAACUUGCUCCUUUUGUUGAAAAACUUCGACAUUGGCGGAAACGCCAGCGCCCCUCAGAUGAACUCAGUCAACUUGCGGUUGCAUGAGCUUUCCAACAGCCAGUCCAGCUCCACCAUCAACCAGCAGCUUAAUGGCAGCGACGGCUCGGGUGGGCCUGGGGCUUCGUCAGAAAGCAGUCACAACGCGUCGCCCAUCAAAAUCAACUCCAAGCAGCUCCUCAUCGAAAAGUUGGAGAUCAACAUCAAGCUCGACAAUCUAUUCAUAUACAAGGUGCUAUUUAAAAUGAUACUAAGGAUAUUCGAAAUCUUACGACAAAACUUAUUGGCCAACAACAUCAACGAGCCUGCCAUCAGCAGAACCUCCUCCAACAGCGAGUAUGAGGAAAACUCGUCCAUAUUCUCGUCCACCUCGGCCAACUCCAGCGACUCCAGCUCGUUGAUUGCUGUUGACGAGUACCUCAAGAUUCUCAAGCAGAUCUUGAACCGGAUCUUGUUCGGAUUGGUUGAGCCGUUCGUCAAGUUGGUGUUGAAUGGCUUGAUGGAAAACAGUAUCCAGAACGACUUCAACAAGUUGAUUAAUAGUUUGUAA
Molecule: messenger RNA, 1041 nt
Organism: Suhomyces tanzawaensis NRRL Y-17324
Lineage: Eukaryota; Fungi; Ascomycota; Pichiomycetes; Serinales; Debaryomycetaceae
Exons: 1
Coding region: 1-1041 (346 amino acids)
Source: RefSeq, a predicted model, not a curated record